Messenger RNA from Odobenus rosmarus divergens (Pacific walrus), 3096 nucleotides. RefSeq names its product IQ motif containing E (gene IQCE). NCBI's taxonomy places the organism in Eukaryota, Metazoa, Chordata, Mammalia, Carnivora, Odobenidae. The record is from RefSeq and is a predicted model, not a curated record. The transcript is spliced from 29 exons. The coding region runs from base 1 to 3096 and encodes 1031 amino acids. Gene Ontology annotation, molecular function: protein binding.
AUGGAGAGGGUCGAUGGCGUGACGCACGUCACACAGCUGGCACGCAGGCCUGAGGCUGCUCCAGGCCUCCGCGGGACUCUCUGCCUGCCCGCCCGCCCGCCUGCCUGCCUGCAGCCCCUGGGUUCCCGCCUCACAACAGUCGGGGGCAGUGUAGCCCGCCAGCCUGUGGCGGCACGGAUCGUGCUCAGGGAACUGGCCAUCAGCGUGUUCGCUGUUUUUAACAGUCUGUGGUCUCUCUCCUGCCAACUGAAGGGGCGGGUCCGUGGCGGCUCCGCGGUUCCAGACAUGGCUGGCAGGGCGCAGGUGGUGACCCGUGGGGGUGGACUGACUGGGGAGAAGGCGUGGUGGGGAGAUGACGGUCUAUCUGCAAUUACCUUUGACUCUGACUUUGAGACGAAAGCAAAAAGGAAAAGUUUCCACCAACAUCCACCCACAUCACCGAAGUCACCUUAUUACUCUAAGCCGAGAAAAGUGGCGUACUGGAGAUCUUUGAGGACAGUAGCAAGCAUGCCUCUUGGUAACAGAAUGUCCUUAACCCCACAGAAGCUGUGGCUGGGAAGCUCAAAGCAAGGAAGUCUGACCCAACCCCUGAAGUCAGACCUGACCUUGGAGCAUGCACGGACCAACCCCCCCAGCAGCACGCCUGACUAUCUGACAGAAGCUUUAAGAAUGAGGAGGUCACAUCUCAGGCGUUCUGCCAGCAAUGGUCAUGUUCCCGGGACCCUGGUCUACAGAGAGAAGGAAGACAUGUAUGACGAGAUCAUUGAGCUGAAGAAGUCAUUGCACAUGCAGAAAAGUGAUGUGGAUCUCAUGAGAACAAAGCUUCGGCGCCUAGAAGAGGAAAAUAGCAGAAAGGACCGGCAGAUAGAGCAGCUGUUGGACCCAUCCCGAGGCCCGGAUUUUGUUCGGACUCUGGCAGAGAAAAGGCCUGAUGCCGGCUGGGUUGUUAACGGGCUAAAGCAGAGGAUCCUCAAGCUGGAGCAGCAGUGCAAGGAGAAAGACAACGUGAUUAACAAACUGCAGACUGAUAUGAAGACCACUAAUUUGGAAGAGAUGAGGAUUGCCAUGGAGACUUACUAUGAGGAGAUUCAUCGUCUCCAGACUCUCUUGGCAAGCUCUGAAACUGCAGGAAAGAAGACUCCAGGGGAGAAGAAAAUGGGCCUCAAAAGGAAGAAAAAAGUGAGCAGCGCCCUCCUGAGUUUGUCCCAGAGCGUCCAGGAGCUCACAGAAGAGAACCAGAGCCUGAAGGAAGAUCUGGACCGCGUGCUGAGCAACUCCCCCACCAUCUCCACCAUGAAGGGUUACGUGGAAUGGAGUAAGCCCCGGUUGCUUAGGCGGAUUGCAGAGCUGGAAAAAAAAAUAAGUUCGAUGGAAAGCCCCAAAUUACACGCUUCAGAAGUGGUCAAGUCAAACGCCGUGGUGCGCUCUGCGUCCAGCUCCACUGUGCCCAGGCAGCCGGGAGGCGACCGGCAGGAGGACAGCGAGCGUCUCCGCGGUGCUGUGCGGAGCCUGAAAGGCGAGCGGAACGCCCUGCAGAUGCAGCUGCAGGAGAAAGAGUUGGAGGUCAAGCAGCUGCUACAGACCAACGCUGACCUGCAGCAGGAGCUGGAGCACGUGAAGGGAGGCGAGGAGGAGAGGCGAGGGACAGAGGAGGCUCUGAGAGAGGAAAUUCAAACCCUUACAAAGAAGUGUCAAGAACUGGAGGAAAUCAGGAGACAAGAGAGAGACGAUCCCGGGGAGAGGAGUGUUGAGACCCCAGAAGAACCCCGACCUUCCCUUCCCACCAGCAGGCCCUCUCAGCAGGACUGUGAGCCAGAUACAAGCAAGGAGGGCUCCCGGCCCCCCUCUACCUGCUCCGAGCGGCGAAGAGACACGGCGGCCAGGAUCCUGCAGACCCGGUGGAAGGUGUACCGACGCCAGAAAAAAAAGGCUGUUCUGACUGAGGCGGCUACGGUACUCCAGGCAGCUUUCAGGGGACACCUAGCACGGGUGAAGCUACUGUCAAGCCAGGUGUGUGCUUCAGAACCCCCCAGCUCGCCCAGCCCGCCCGGCCAGUCAGACCCGCGACCACGCAUUCCGAGCCCCGCCGUCCAGGCUGAGGACGACCCAGGGCAGGAGGCCAUCACCACCGUGCAGUCUGUCCUCCGGGCGCACCUGGCACGGGUCAAGCACAGUGCCUCUGGUCAGAGAGCCCCCACUGCAGCUUCUGGGAGGAGGAGACCCACUCUGGCCACCCCCUGCCAGCCGCCUGCCGUGCCCUGCCCUGCUCCUCCUGGUCAGGAGGACAGCGACACGAGCAGCGGGGAGACUCUGGAGGGGCCGGCGGCCAAGGACAAGGCGCCCGGGCUGUGGGGAUUGGGGAAGCCAGCAGCCCUGCAGCCUGGCUCUGGGCUGUCCUCUCCCUCGGGACCGCAGCCUCAGCCACAGCCCGCGGAGCCUCCGCCUACGGAUGACGGCAGCUCCGACGACUCGGAUGAGAUUGUCAUUGCUCCGGCACUGCCCUCGAGGAAGGCUGUGUCGCCGCCGGUCAGCUGGACAGACGCGUGUGCCCAGGAUGGGGGCAGCCGCGAGCCCUGCAAACACACGCUCCAGACCCCACACCCCUGCGCCCCAGACCACUGCCACCCACCAGCCACCGUGGUGGAAACCCUCUCCUCCGCUCCCACAAGACUCACAUGUGCCACAUCCUCUGUCAUCAACUGCCGCGUGGAUGGUGGCACCCAUACCUUCCUGGCCGACGCAGAGCUCGCCAGUCAGGAGGUGGGAGCAGCCCAAGUGUCCACCGUCAGAGGAAUCAACAAGCUGACCCCCUUGCACAAGCAGUGUCCUGUCCCCCGGGCCAGCCCGCACGGCCCUGCUGGGAAGCUCUCUGGGCUCAGCCCCUCCUUUGUCUGUGUUCUCACAGAGUCUGCGGGAGCGACAGGGGCCGCGUCUCUGGGAGGCGGUGAGCAGGUGGCUGGAGCGGGCCUGCACCAGCCAGGGCAGCUCUCGGAGAGCGUCUGCUCCAGAAACAUGCAGGGUGCACCCGUCAAGGGCCGUGGUAACGUCCUCAUCGUGGUCCUGGCUCGGGAAGGCUCCGCCUUGCUCCUGUCCUGA